Molecule: messenger RNA, 1185 nt
Organism: Pipistrellus nathusii (Nathusius's pipistrelle)
Lineage: Eukaryota; Metazoa; Chordata; Mammalia; Chiroptera; Vespertilionidae
Source: the annotation of a GenBank genome assembly
AUGGAUUUCGGAACCCCUGACCUGCUGGAUGUGUGGCUGGAGCCCCCAGAUAAUGUCUUAACGGGAUCCUUCCUUGAGCUGGGACUUCACUGUCCGCCUCCAGAAGACCCAGGGACUCUGCUGCAAGAACAGGGGCCGCAAGGCUGGGAGUCCAGGGGGGCCCAUGCCUGUGGCCUUCAAGAGAGUGAGCAUGAAGACUUCCCGAAGCUCUUCAUCGAUCCCAAUGAAGUGUACCGCUCAGAAGCAUCUCCUGGCAGUGACAAUGGGACCUCUGAGCACCCUGGUCGUCAAGACAGUCCCCCUGUCCCCAGGGCACCCAGUUCUCCUGCCCUCUAUGAAGUUGUUUAUGAGGCAGAGGCCCUGGAGAAGCUGCAGGAGGAAGCUGGGCCGGCUGUAGGGUUCAUCUCCAUUCAGCUAGAUCAGUGGAGCCCACCUUUUGUGAUGCCUGAUGCCUGUAUGGUCAGCAACGUGCCCCUUGAUGCUCAUGCUCACAUCCUGCCCAGAGCAGCCACCGUAAACCCAAUGCUUCCCACGGCCCUGCUACCCUGUCAAACCUUGUUCCUCACGGAUGAGGAGAAGCAUCUGCUGGGACAGGAAGGGGUCUCCCUGCCCUCUCACCUGCCCCUCACCAAGACAGAGGAGAGGGUCCUCAAGAAGGUCAGGAGGAAAAUCCGUAACAAGCAGUCAGCUCAGGACAGUCGGCGGAGGAAGAAAGAAUACAUCGAGGGACUAGAGAGCAAGGUGGCUGCCUGUUCUGUACAGAACCAGGAACUACAGAAAAAAAUCCAGGAGCUGGAGAGGCACAACAUGUCCCUGGUGACUCAACUCCGCCAGCUGCAGAUGCUCAAUACUCAAACUUCCAACAAAGCUGCCCAGACCAGCACUUGUGUUCUGAUCCUCCUUUUUUCCCUGGCUCUCAUCAUCCUGCCCAGUUUCAGCCCCUUUCAAGGUCUACCAGAAGCUGGGUCUGAGGAUUACCAGCCUCAUGGAGUGAUUUCCAGAAACAUCCUGAUUCACAAGGACGUAACAAAAAAUUGGGAGACUCCAGAGGUAGAGUCCAGAUUGGGGGGGCCACCUGGAGUCAAGAGUGCAAAUGGCUCCACGAGGACACUGCUUGAGAAGACAGGAGGGAAGCCAGGCCCCGGUGGGCUCGUCAGAACUGUGCUACAUGCAGAUGAGAUGUGA